AUGUCGUCCCCGCGAGACGCGAAUAAUCCUCUGAGGAAUACAAACGUCCACUAUCAGAGACCGAAUAAUAAUAAUAGUAAUGCGAACAACCCGACGACGACGACGACAUCGACGAGUGGAGACGACAACAACACGACAAAAUCUCCUUCUUCUUCUUCGUACGGGGGGUUGUUGAAAAACGCCACCGUUUCUCACGUGGACAAAGACGGGCGCAAACGGGCGAUGCCUGUCGUCGUCGCACCCGUCAGCGCGGGGACCCACGCGUCCUCUUCUUCAAAGCAACAACAGAAAGUGGGCAAAGUGCAGUUAGCGCCUGGAUAUUCUCAGAUGGAUUGGAUGCGAUUAACAAAGACCAAAAACAACAACUUGAACGGUUUGGGAGGAGGGAAGAAAAUAAAUGUCUCGAAAAGAGUGAUUACUUUAGAAGAAAUCGCACAACACAACACCGAAGAAGACGCUUGGAUUGGAUUUCGGGGGAAAGUGUACAAUUUAACGCCGUAUAUUCACUUCCACCCGGGCGGGGCGAAGAUUUUAUUGCAAGCGUUUGGGACCGACUGCACCGCGUUGUUCGAUAAGUUUCACAAAUACGUCAACGGAGAGUUUAUGAUGCGGGAAUGUCAAGUCGGCGUGAUGCCAGGAUUUGUACAUCAGGACGAGGACGAGGAGGACGAGGAGGACUUUUAG
Messenger RNA from Bathycoccus prasinos, 684 nucleotides. RefSeq names its product cytochrome b5 reductase 4. The transcript has a single exon. Bases 1 to 684 code for a protein of 227 amino acids. The record is from RefSeq and is a predicted model, not a curated record. Gene Ontology annotation, molecular function: heme binding. Lineage: Eukaryota; Viridiplantae; Chlorophyta; Mamiellophyceae; Mamiellales; Bathycoccaceae.